GGAACAGCUUGUUGCGUGACGUUAAGGUGAAGUUGAAGAUAUAUAAACAACUGAAUAACUCUCCCUUGUUACAAUUUCUUUAUUUUAGCAAAGAAACGCUAUCAAUCAAAACUACAAAAUGAAAUUAAUGGUUGCGUUCUGUGCUGUGACGGCUUUAGCUAUUGUAUAUGCUGAAACAUGCAAUCACCACAGCGACUGUCAUGAUAGACAACCUGCAAUUACCACAUGCAGCCAUCAUACACACGUAGCUUGUGACGGCGGGUGGUGUGAGUGCACCACGGGUCCACUUACAGAUCACGCCUGUAACGCAUUGUCGGAUUGCAGUGAUGUGCAGUGUCCCCACAACGGCAAUGUUCACUGUGUGGAUGGCAAUUGUCAAUGUACAGACCCUCAUGGACAUGGACCACCACCAUAGAUUAUUUGUUUUCAAAAGGACAAAAUAUUAAAAGAAUUGAAAAUAGAA
This is a messenger RNA of Mercenaria mercenaria, 463 nucleotides long. Its product is annotated as serine protease inhibitor Cvsi-2-like. The record is from RefSeq and is a predicted model, not a curated record. NCBI's taxonomy places the organism in Eukaryota, Metazoa, Mollusca, Bivalvia, Venerida, Veneridae. The coding region runs from base 119 to 415 and encodes 98 amino acids. The transcript is spliced from 3 exons.